This is a messenger RNA of Jatropha curcas, 2152 nucleotides long. Its product is annotated as Concanavalin A-like lectin protein kinase family protein. Gene Ontology annotation, molecular function: protein kinase activity; carbohydrate binding; ATP binding. Gene Ontology annotation, biological process: protein phosphorylation. The record is from RefSeq and is a predicted model, not a curated record. NCBI's taxonomy places the organism in Eukaryota, Viridiplantae, Streptophyta, Magnoliopsida, Malpighiales, Euphorbiaceae.
UCUUCUUCGUACUUUGACAAGGCCAGUCCUAUUAUCAGAGUGCCUUUGCAAAGAAUCAAAGAAGCCAUGUGUGGGAUCAUUUUCAUGCUAGUUAUGUUCAAUUAUCUUGCAUUUUCUGGUGGCAAUAUUCUAGAUGAGUUCAGCUUUAAUGGCCAAUUAUUACAGCAAGAUGGUGGUGCAGACCUUAACUCUUCCAACGGUCUAAUAAAGCUAACAAAUGAUACCUCACGUAUCAAAGGACAUGUCUUCUACUACAAUCCUAUUCGAUUCAAGAACUCUAGCAAUAGCAGUCUUGUCUCCUCUUUCUCCACCACCUUUAUUUUUGCGAUUGUACCUGAAUAUCCAAAACUUGGCGGCCAUGGAUUUGCUUUUGCUAUUUCUCCUUCAAAAGAAAUUCCUGACGGCCUCCCUAGCCAAUAUCUUGGCCUUUUCAACUCAGCCAAUGUUGGCAAUGAUUCAAACCAUAUAGUUGCUGUGGAGUUCGACACAGUCCAAGAUUUUGAAUUUGGAGACAUAAAUGACAACCAUGUGGGGAUUGAUAUCAAUAGUUUGGAAUCUGUAACAGCUGCUCCUGCAGGUUACUACGCUGAUAAUAAAUUCAUAGAGAUUGAUCUUGCAAGUGCAAAACCACUGCAGGUUUGGGUAGAAUAUGAUGGUGUGGAUAAAAUACUUAACGUUACUAUCCAUCCAAUACAUAUCAAGAAGCCGAAGCUCCCUCUUUUGUCUUUAAACAAAGAUCUCUCUCUAUAUCUCUACGAUCAUAUGUAUGUUGGCUUUUCAUCCUCCAGUGGGUUACUGUCAUCUUCUCAUUAUAUUUUGGGUUGGAGUUUUAAGAUGAAUGGCCAAGCCCAAGAUUUUGACAUAUCUCACCUUCCUAAAGUCCCAGGUGUUGGAAUUGAGGAGGGAAGGUAUAGAAAAAUACAAAAGAUGUUGGCAGUAAUAUUAUCUUUAAUAGGAGGUACUUUUCUGUUAAUUUUAAUUUUCGGAGUUGUUCUGAUCUAUAGAAAGAAAAAAUUGAUUCAAGUUCUUGAGGAUUGGGAGGUGCUUUAUGGACCUCACAGGUUUACUUAUAAAGACUUGUUCACAGCUGCAAAGGGCUUUAAAGAGAAGCAACUUCUUGGGAAAGGAGGUUUUGGUAGGGUAUAUAAAGGAGUUUUACCCUCGUCAAAUGCACAAAUUGCAGUGAAACGAAUUUCUCACGAGUCUAAACAAGGAAUGAGAGAAUUCGUAGCUGAAAUAGCAACCAUUGGCCGCCUCAGGCAUCCAAACUUAGUUCGUCUACUGGGUUAUUGCAGGCGCAAGAGCCAACUCUAUUUAGUUUACGACUAUAUGCCUAAUGGAAGUCUUGACAAGUUCCUUUAUGGUCAACCUAAUUUCAUACUGGACUGGAGCCAAAGAUUCAACAUCAUAAAAAAUGUUGCAUCUGCACUAUUCUAUUUACAUCAACAAUGGGUACAGGUAAUCAUUCAUAGAGACAUAAAGCCUGCUAAUGUUCUCUUAGAUAAUGAAAUGAACGCAAGACUGGGAGAUUUCGGGCUUGCUAAGUUAUGUGAUCAUGGUUUUGAUCCUCAAACCACUCGUAUAGCAGGCACUCUUGGAUAUAUAGCUCCAGAGCUUGCGCGAAGUGGGAAAGCAAGCACAGCUACCGAUAUAUUUGCUUUUGGUGUAUUUAUGCUAGAGAUUGUUUGUGGUAGAAGGCCAGUAAACCCACGAGCCUCGUCGCCUGAGGAAAUAAUUUUGAUGGAUUGGGUGAUGGAUUGUUGGGACAAGGGAGAUAUUUUAGAGACAGUUGAUUAUAGAAUAGAGAAGGGAUAUGUUAUAGAUGAAGUUGAAUUGGUUUUGAAAUUGGGAUUAUUGUGUUCACAUGCUGUAGCUGCAGUUAGGCCAAGCAUGGCUAGUGUGAUGCAAUUCUUAGAUGGAGUAGCUCCAUUGCCGGAUAACUUGAGUUCUAUUAUAAAAUCCAGGGAGUUCAACGAUGUCUCUACUAACGAAGCAGGGGAACCAGUUGAUGUUUCGAUUGAAGAGAUCUCCAUUCCUUCAAUAACAUUAACAGAAUCAUUUGCCUCUCAUGGUCGCUGAAGUUGUUAAAGAUAAGAAUUUCAUUCCAUGAAAAAAAAUCGAAACUUUAAGAAUUGAAAUGAAGAUUACUUUU